AUGGAGACUGUUAGCGAAGAAUUGCGUAUGUAUAGUAAAGGAAAAUCUUCUGUCAAAUUUACUACCAUUUUGCCGGGUUUGGUAACUACCGGUUUGGACAAAAACGCAAGACUAAGAUUUCCAUGGCUUAUUGGCGCUUAUUCAGCGCAGCAAAUAGCGUCUUUAAUAAGUGAUGCUCAGAGGCAAGAUUUUAAAGAAAAGAGUUUUCCUUCGUACUGUCUUCUCAUAUUCGCGAUUUGCAG
Dinoponera quadriceps is the source of this 242-nucleotide messenger RNA. RefSeq lists its product as uncharacterized. The annotation marks the transcript as partial. The transcript is spliced from 2 exons. The record is from RefSeq and is a predicted model, not a curated record. Lineage: Eukaryota; Metazoa; Arthropoda; Insecta; Hymenoptera; Formicidae.